AUGCCUCGCUUUAAGAUAAAAUCAGUUUUCAGCAGUCCUAAAACACCUCCAGCCAUGGAUUCUCCGCGCACAUUUCAGGAAGAGGAUGAUCCUCCUUUGACGCCGCUUCAACUGAACGGUUACAAACCCUCCACUCACCACAAGCUCCUGCCGACCGAACUGGCAGAGGAACUUCGUCUCCAUAUCCCUCCCAUCCUCCAGAUCUCGCACUCUUGGACUCUCCAGUACUCAUUGGAACAGGACGGAACAUCACUUAACACCUUCUACAGCAGGACGCGGCCGCAGCCAGGCGAAUCAACGGCCAGAAGAAAAGGAUACCUACUAGUCGUGAUGGACACCCAACACCGGCUGUUUGGGGCGUAUCUGAACGAUUACCUGAGACCGCUAGACAAAAAGCAGUACUACGGAAACGGAGACUGUUUUCUAUGGAAGGCAGAGCGCGAUAGUAUAAAAAACAUUCACACGCUAGAGGCGUCUGGGGAACAAUUGAGAUUGAAAGUGUUCCCAUACACUUCGAUGAACGAUUACAUAAUCUACUCGAACCACAACUUCGUCAGCAUAGGGUCCGGGGGCGGGCGGUUUGGUCUGUACAUCAACGGCGAUUUGGAAACUGGAGCUACCGACAGUGUCGAGACGUUUGGCAACGAGCCACUGACUACGGAAAAGUUUAGAAUCCUCGGCUUGGAGCUGUGGAAAAUCGACUAA
Molecule: messenger RNA, 705 nt
Organism: Ogataea angusta
Lineage: Eukaryota; Fungi; Ascomycota; Pichiomycetes; Pichiales; Pichiaceae
Exons: 1
Coding region: 1-705 (234 amino acids)
Biological process (GO): response to oxidative stress
Cellular component (GO): nucleus
Source: RefSeq, a predicted model, not a curated record